This is a messenger RNA of Notechis scutatus (mainland tiger snake), 3078 nucleotides long. It is a transcript of the gene ANKRD33B, whose product is annotated as ankyrin repeat domain 33B. Gene Ontology annotation, molecular function: protein binding. Lineage: Eukaryota; Metazoa; Chordata; Lepidosauria; Squamata; Elapidae. The record is from RefSeq and is a predicted model, not a curated record.
AUGGUGCUUCUGUCCGGGGUUAGGAAAGAGGGCCGAGAAAGCCGGAGCCCCACCGCGGAGAAGCAACUGCAAGCAGGGUCGCUCGGAGUGCCGGGAGCCGAGAGUGGAAGGAGUCCCGACGGUAGCGGCAGGAUUGAGCCAACCAUCCCCGCAGAGCGAGCGCGCAGGGAGAGCCAAGGCGAAGAGGAGGAGGAGGAGGAGGAGGAAUGGGACGAUAAGGAGCAGGACGAGGAGUAUGAAGACUUCUCGGAUCUCCCGGACACACGAAGCAUCGCUUCAGACGACUCCUUCUACCCGCCCCAAGAGACCGACGACGUGGACGAAUUGGAACUUUCCGACAGCAAGCAGCAGCUCAGUCUCUUCCGCGCUUGCUGUACCAACAACGCCGCCGUCGUGUGGGCUCUCAUCCGGCAGGGGCUCCAAGAGGAGGACGUGAGGGAGACGGACCGCAACAAGCGGACUGGCCUUAUUGUUGCCUGUUACCAAGGGUACGUGGAUAUUGUAAUAGCCUUAGCACAGUGUCCUCAUAUUGAUGUAAACUGGCAGGACAACGAAGGGAAUACAGCUCUAAUUACAGCUGCUCAGGCAGGACAUAUUAACAUUACACAAUAUUUACUCAACUACUAUUCCGGUCUUGAUAUUGAGAAAAGAAAUGCAUUUGGAUUUACUGCACUUAUGAAAUCUGCAAUGCAAGGCCGAAGUGAAUGUGUCAGAGCCUUAAUAUUAGCAGGAGCAAAUAUUAAUGCAACAGAUCCAGGUCGUGGAUUUACUCCUCUAGAAUGGGCAUGUUUCACAGGAAGAAUAGAAUCUGCAUAUCUUAUACAGAGACUUAUGGAUAAGCCAUGUGCUGAGCAAUUUUGUGAUCAAUAUUUGCUUGAAUGGCCAAAGUUGAAGGAACUUCUUACUAAGGCUGCAGAUUCAAAAACUUGCUUGCAGAAGAUCUCAGCAACUUUGAGAUCCAUUGUAGAUUUCAGAACUUUCCAUGGUCCUGAAGAAGAUGGGGUCCUUGAUCACAUGGUUAGAACAACGACAAGUUUAAGAAGCUCCUUCGUUGCCAUAGCUUGCAGAACUGUAUGCCCUGAAAGUCCUCCUGCUGUAGGAAAACGUAGGCCAGCUGUGCAAGAAAUUCUUAGGAAACAAAGAGCUAAAGAACUUCAAACUUUGGAGAGCGGGGAACAUUUUAACAGCUAUAAGAAGUUGUUUCAAAAUUCCAGAAUUAUACUAGUCUCCAAAAGGAAGGAACGGAGGGCCAGCCUGCAGCCUUGCCAUUUAAAUGUGCCCCAGGUCAACAUUGUGGUUCAAAGGAAAGCCAGCCUGUUACCACUGCAUUUGUUAAGAAGAAGCAGUGUUCGCCCUGGACUUUUCAUCCCCAGAGUCCGUAUAAGUAAGGCACCUCGGCCUACUUUCCAGCCAGAGGAAGUGCGACGGAAAAGUAAUGCCAGUGAUGGGACCUACUUGGAGAUUCCCAAAUGGAGAUAUAAGGAGCUGAAGGAACAAAGGAAGAAGGCUGAAGAAGAAAAGAAAAAAGCCGAAGAUUUACAAAAACCCACCUUACCAUCUCUUCAGAAAAAAAGAACUUAAGCCAAAUUGCUGUUGGUACCAAUAAAUAGAUUGACAGGGCAUAUUAUAUAAAUUUAAUAAAAGGAAGGUGAAACUGAAGAUCACAUUUGUUUUAAGAGACUUAAGAACUCCAAGGCAACUGUAUGAACAAGGUUAACAUAUGGAAAAGAUUUUUUUCUACAAUUUUAACAAUUAUCUUCCCCAAAGUAAAGGGCAAUAGGAUUAAACCCCAAAUAGAGAAGCCAUGUCCUCAAAUUUACAGUUUAUGGCAGCACUGAAGUACCAUGUCCCAAAUAUCAGUCUUCUCCCUGGGAUACAGGAUAAAAUCCCCAUCCUGCCCUGGACUUAAGUUGUCACAAGGUGUAUUGACACAAAAGUAGUCUUUUCCCCCCGUAAACCAAUACUCUCCCCCCUUGUUUCAAGGUACAUACAAUCUGUGCUGCUUUCUUAUUCAUAAUUUGAGAGGUGAGGUCCUAAUAACCUCUUGUGGGGGUGAUCACGGAGAGCAUGGAGCAGGGCCUCUCUCCUCUGGUCACUUGCCAGCUUUUGAUGCAGCAAUUGCUUUCUGAGGAUUUGCACUCCCUAUUAGCAUUUCUUAGCAGAAUUCUUUUCGUAUCCUUGCUUUUGCCCUCCUGUUUUUUAAAAUCAACUUCUUUCCAUGCUUCCAACAAGGUAGAGAGAACAGAUCUCUACUAUUUUAUCUGGGGAAAGUAAGAGGCUUUGCACAAUUUCAUAUGAUUGUAAUCUGAAGUAGCAUCAAAGGGAAUCUGCUUUUUUCGAUGUAGCUCUGCAGAGUUUACAAAAUGAGUGGUGCUAAAUUAGCUUUUGUCCUAUUUGCCAUGGAUAUCAUAUUGUUACGCCCCUCCUCACUUUCACACCACAAAUAAGAAAAGUGGUUGCCCAGCAGCUGCUCACUUUCCAUUCUUCUCCACACAACCUGGUUGGUUGUACAUUCAUGGUAAGGUUUAUCUACCUCCUUCCUUUUGGGUGGCUAUUUUUGCCCUGGUGUCUUCCCUUCAGUUUUACUUUGGAACAUGGCCAAAUGGGAAGUGAGAGAAAGAGCAGAUAUAUCAGUCUGUAGACCUCAAGCAGAAUUGCUUAAACAGAUCCAUCGUGUUCAUGCUGCUGUGCUCUGAUUGAUGGAUAUAAUCCUACAUGAUGGGUGUAGUACUGAAGGGGGAGCAGCCAGGAGAGGAGAAUCAAAAAUCUUGCCCAUAAUGAAUGGUGCAGUUUCAGAUCAGGACAACAUUAUUUGGUAGCAGUGGGAGAUUCAGUAGAAAGAUUGGCAAUACAACAAGCAUGUUUUAUGCUUAGAAAUAUGUUUAAUUAAUAGUAGGGAAAGGCAAAGAGAGUUUAAGAAAUAUCCUUAAUAACCACAAAGCAAUAAUUAAGAAAAAGGGUAGGUUUUCAAGGGAGUAUCUAGAGAAUUAGAAAAGAAGGAAUCGACAACAUAAGUUUCUUAUUCAGGAUAUAUGAGAGAUUUAAAGUUUUUUUUUCUCUCCUACAUACAGAGGUUCA